AUGACUUCUUCGACCAAGGAAAUCAAAAAGGACUUGAUAGCACAUGGCCCGGAGCAGAUUGGAGCCGAAAAGUUCUGCGGUCUUUUGAGCGAACUUGCGGCCCGUUUCGAGGCACAGCCGUCAGAUGCGGAAACGGUUCUUUUGGUGGAUACAUUGGCCAUCUGGUUUCUCCGAGCCACGCAAUGGGCGGGGCCCGAGAACGAGGAGGAACGAGAAUGUCAGAGAGGAAAAGAAACAGAAACAGAAACAGAAACAGAACGAGAAACAGAAACAGAAACACGAACACAAACACAAACAGAAACACUAACUCAAGAUUCAAGACAAACGAGACAGAGAACCAAAGCCUCUGGAUCCGGUGCGCCACAUCCAGCCCCCGCAAAUCCCCUCGCUCUUUCCUACCUCCAGACAGUCGACCCAGAGCUUCUUACAAGGCUCUUUUCGUUUGUGUGCGACUUCCACCAUGCGCGCGGGCGCCUUGCCAAUGCCGUUUCGGCGCUUCUUUCGCGCCUCAUUCUGUUCGCCGGCCGCGUCGCGCCGCCCCUCCUCUGCGUGUGGCUUCGCGCGGCAUUGCAGUUGCCGCGCACCCAGAAGGGCGCCUACGCCGUGCUCGAAGCGCUCUUGCGCGCGCUGCAUGCGGCGCGCCUCGAAGUCCGCGCCCACCGCCCCGAAUUUCUUUCCCAGUGCGUCGAUGCCAUGGCCCAGAACGCCGUGGCGCACGCGGCGGCCCGUGCUGCAGCAGCAGUUUUUUUGCAUUCACCGCCCGACCAGGCGCUCGCAUCCUGGACGCCCGAGCUUGUGCGCGGGUUGAAAUCCCCACCGCUUCGGGCCAACGUCGAGGCGCACUUGCUUCCGGCGCUUUUCCGCCCUUAUCCGCAGCAUUUUGCCCAGUGGGCCGCGUCUUUGCAAUUGGACGCGCGCUCGGCUUUGGCCUUGCUUGAGGCCGGGCGCGCCAUCGACGCGCAUUUCGACGCCGUUUCAAGCGGCGCCGUGAGCCCACUGCAGCUCCGCGCCUGGCUUACGCACGCGCACGCCGACGUUCGCCAUGCGGCGCUAGGCGCGGCGCUCGCAGGAAUUCGGGCGGCCGCGGCGCCUCGAUGGGCCGUCCAGUUGUUGCAAGACGCCGAUUUGCUCGAGGCGCUCUUUCGCCAUUGUGAAACGCCCUCGGAUCGGACGGGGCUACUUUCGGCUCUCCGCCGGCCUGUCUUGGCCAUGCGGGACUUUGUCCGCAGGGCGAGAAAGGACGAGAGGGACAGACGUGCGGAAUUGAAGAAUAGUCUGGAUGAAAAAAGCUCUGGUCUGAAAAGGAAGGACGCCCAGCACCAGCUGGCGGGCAGAAAAAAGCUAAAGGGCAAUGGUGUCUCCGACGCUAUGGAGAUCGACCCAGCGAAGCAAGCACAGAAAUUGGAGUUCAAUGAAGUCACAACAACGAAAAAACAGCUCACAGACGCAGAAACCAGCACGCAGCUCAUAGAGACAGAAACUAUUGCCCCAGAGUCUACUCCAGCAGAGGUGGAAGACGCCCUCUGCUUUCUCAAAAACUUCAUCCUUUCACUUCUUAUCCCCGACUCUACAUACUCCCAGCUCUGCCUCGCCUUUGAUUUUCUCGACAUCUUUGUCUCCCAAGGCUUUGAUGGCGUUUCUCGGUCAAAAAACUCUCGUCCUCAUAAAAUGUUCAUCAUUUUCGACACUCAUCUCACAGACCUCCUCCUCAGGUUCACCACGAACAACUACGAGGAUAUCCGUCUGCAUGCCAAAACUUUGCUUUUCAGCACGCCUUUCGCUGUCUUCAAAGAAACAAUCCAAAAGCAACCACAGCAAAAUCUCCCCAAUUCCAUGGCGCUUCUCAGCUCAAGAAAAGGUCGUCAAAGUGAAGGUGGAGCGCAGCUAUUUCUGGCUGUGACUACCAUUUAUCAACUUCAUGGUGACUACACUAGCUUUUUUGAAACAACAAAUGCUCUUGUCCAAGGGUUGAAUGCGCAGAUUUCGGCUGGUGGUGCCUCGCAUGGUUACUUUACCACACUUGCCCUCAUCUUUUCAUCUUUGGAGAAAGACACACUUCUCUCUCAUAAGGACUACUUCUCGUCCAUUAUUGUAUCACUACUGGAGACUAUACUACAAAUUUGGGACAUGCUCAAGUACCUGAUGGCUUUAGCCCCGUCGGAAGUCGACAGCGACACAGAAACAGACUCAUGGCGUCUAAUUAAGGAGUCCAGCUUCUUGCUUAGAACCAUAAUGGCUCUCAAUCAUCAGCACGGAUGGAUUUUCUUGAGUGAGGACCAUUUUCUUUCCCUUUGUGAUAUGGUCAUUAGCCAGCUUACCAAUGUCACUCAUAGAGGGGCAUUCCUGGCUAUUUUCCCUACUUUUGUUCAAGCUUGUGAAAUAUGCUUGGACUCGUCGCUUUCUGAUAAACCAGAACAAUGGCUCCUCUCCAAUAUAAGGCUCAUUGAAACCAAAACGCAACUUGUAUCCAGAAGGUCUGCCGGAUUGCCCUUUUUGAUAACCGGUGUUCUAGAUGCUUCAGUAUCAGCCCCAAAAACACUCCAAGAAUUCUUAAAGAUCACUUUUGAUGAGCUUUUGGGAAUCGCAAAUCUCAAACAUACUUCUUCGGCUGAUGAAAAAAUGGAUCUUCCACAGGUUCAUGCUUUUAAUUGUGUCAAACACAUUUUCAGUGAUUCCGCCUUGGGCUCUGCUGUACUUCCUUAUAUCAAUGAUGCAUUAAUACUUUCCCUCAGCAAUCUCGACAACCCGACAUGGGCCAUUAAAAAUGGAGCUGUGAUGCUUUUCACUUCUUUACAAGGAAAACUAUUUGGGUCCAGCACGGUAACUGAUGGUGCUUCAGGAACUAAUGCAUCUCUUUUUUUCCACAAGUAUCCUGGAAUAAAAGAGAUUUUGAGAGAGAAAUUAGGAGCUUCACGCAGCUUGAAUCAGGCAAAUGUGGUAAUACCCAUUCUUGCUGUACUCUCCCGGUUGCAUACCUUUAUCUCCUCUGAUCUCAGUCUUGAUAUAUUCAUCGACGAACUCAAGAAAACGUUUUUGAAACAUCAGCUGUGGAAGAUUCGAGAAAUGUCUGCUUUACUGAUCAGCAGAAUGCUUCACGAGUCUCGUUUACUAGACUGCAUUUCUGAAUUGCUCAUUUGUGCUAGCGAAAGUACAAAUAAUAAUGAGGUACACGGAGCCCUUUGUUGCAUCAAGGAAUGUUUGAAAAGGGUGCCAGAAACUGUCGAUUUAAGCGAAGUAUCUAAAAGUGUCGAAUCGCAAUUCCGCUACAACAUCUCCACUGGUAAAAGGCAUUUUUCUAUUCUCUCUGCAUACUUGCACAUAUUGAAGGUUACACAAAGAUUGUCAAGAGAAACCGCAGAAACACUUGCAGAGCAUGUUUUGAAGGAGAUUGAGUUGCUGAAGUAUCUGUUGUAUCCUGAUGGAACCAAGCAGCUCUAUUUGUCAAAAGCAUCAGUAAUUCUUUUGGAAUACUACGCCAAAGAGAAAACCAACACUCUUCGCCAGCUUACAUGGAAAUUUUUGCAAGCGUCUUCAGUUUUCGAAGUGCCAUUAGCAUGUGCCAAUUUUUUUAUCGAGCAUCCGGAACUGGUUCAGGAACCUACCAGGAUGAAAACUCUUCUUGCAAGCAUGAUCAACGAUACGAAUUUAUGGACUCCUGUUAAAUCUACAUUUUUGCAAUUGAUCAUAUCUUUGGGAGGAACAGUGUCUGAUACAAUCACGCCCGAAGCCAAAUGGCCCGAUGAAAUGAUUGAAAGGUGGUUGGUUAUCACAGGUGACACGCAGGACUCAAUGGGGGUAACAUGGUUCGUGGAGUCUGUUAUUAGUUUUGCCGAUGACCAUCAGCCAGAAGAAAAAAUCGAGCUUGCAGUCAUGGCCGCUGGUAAAUUCAUUGCUGCGAACUACAACGUUGUAUCGGCUAACGUAGCGAGAAUGCAAUUUCUUGUUUUCCGCAAGCUUUUCGACGAUAGUUCUAGAAUCCGCAAUUUGGCAUCCGCUUUACUCACAGCUUCAUCCGAUUCAAACAUUUGUUCUACGCUUGUGGCAAAAAAGUUCCUCCAAAGCUUUACUUCAAAGUUUGGUAAGUACGCCAUCACCAUACUUACAGAGCACAUUUUCACGCUCAUUAACAAUUUGAACGAUGCCAUUGCAGAAAAGCAAAACGAAAUGUUUGACGUUGAACGCUCAAAUCUUUUCAUCAACGAAGUUUCGUUCCACGGCACUCUCGUUCGGGCAAUUUUGCCUUACAUAGAUAUCUCGACUCGGGAUGGCCAAAGGUUCGAGCAAUGUGUUGUCCAAGAAAUUCAGAACCUUGCCCAUUUCCUUUCUACACAUCCCGACAUGGUUCAAACAUGCUCCUUCAAUCUCCAUGUCGACACAGCAAUCCGGAAAGUGAUGAAUUACAAAACCUUCUGCACUGGCUUUCCGAGAGUUAAAUCGCAGUUGGACAAUUUGCAAACGCUUUUAAAGAGUUUCGGAUAUUUCAUUUAG
Messenger RNA from Clavispora lusitaniae ATCC 42720, 4488 nucleotides. RefSeq names its product tRNA methylation protein. The record is from RefSeq and is a predicted model, not a curated record. Gene Ontology annotation, cellular component: cytosol. Gene Ontology annotation, biological process: tRNA methylation. Lineage: Eukaryota; Fungi; Ascomycota; Pichiomycetes; Serinales; Metschnikowiaceae.